AUGCGUGUUAGUGAGCAACGUUAUGUACCAAAGAGAAAGGUUCGGGAGCCUUAUUCUAAACAGGAGCUAGUUGGUAGAGGUGCUUAUGGUUCUGUUUAUAAAGGUAUAAAUAACAACACAAACCAAGUUGUGGCCAUAAAAGUGCUAAAUUUGGAUACCGAAGAGGACGAUGUUGGAGAUAUUAUAAAAGAAAUAAAUUUACUUUCAUUACUUAAUAGUGAAUCGCAAAAUAUUACUAGAUAUUAUGGAAGUUUCCUUCAUGGUACAAAGUUAUGGAUUAUUAUGGAAUAUGCAGCCGGUGGAAGUAUUAGGACUUUAUUGAAAGCUGGUGCAAUAGAAGAAAGAUAUAUAUCUAUUAUUACGAGAGAGGUUUUGCUAGCAAUAAGUUAUUUGCAUAAGUGCAAAAUUAUUCAUCGUGAUAUAAAGGCGGCAAACAUUUUGCUAACGGCCGAAGGAAAAGUGCAACUUUGCGAUUUUGGCGUUGCUGGGCAGUUGACUGCCUCAAAUGCAAAACGUACUUCGUUUGUUGGUACACCAUAUUGGAUGGCUCCCGAAGUAAUCACCGAAGGUGCUGCAUAUGACACUAAGGCUGAUAUAUGGUCAUUAGGUAUUACCGUAUACGAAAUCACAACCGGUAAUCCACCGUAUCAUGAUCAAAGUGCAAUGAGAGCUAUUCAACUUAUCCCUAAGAAUAGACCGGCUACACUUGAAGGCCCUUAUUCUGCUCCAUUAAAAGAGUUUGUAGCCAUUUGUCUCAAUGAAAUAUCUGAAGACCGUCCAACGGCAGAUGAGUUGAUGAAAACUAAAUUCAUAAGGAGUUCUUUAAAGCAUCCAAAUGGAAUAUUACGUGAUCUCAUUGCACGAUUUGAACAAUGGAAACAGACAACCGGUUAUCGACAGUCUUUUUCUGACCCAUACGGAACUCCAUCGAGUGAAAGCGACUCUUACGAUUUUGAAGAUGGUCAAAAAGAAGAGGAGGAUGCAUGGGUAUUUGAUACCAUACAAAAUACUGUAACACACCGAAAAUCACGUUCUUUAGGGUCAUUACAUAAUAGCGGUUCAGAUCAGUUAUCUCCUGUUAUCGAAGACGAAGAGCAUAUGGGGUUAACGAUAGAUAAUAAAUUAAAAACUCAAGAAAAUGAAGAUGUAGACCGAACAGUUUUACCCAAAGACAACACCGUCAGAUAUGGACGAAUUCUUACUGAUGGGCUUCUUUCUCCUUCUACUCCGUUAUUUCAACGCAAAUAUUCAGAAUCUCAUCAUCCAUUACUUCAACUUUUUCAAAAUGAAGAAAAAACUCAAAUAGACAAUCUUUCGAAAGAAUCAUCACCAGCAGGUAGUUUUCGCAAUCCAACAAUAACUAUACCUCCUAUGAAUAUUAUGUCACUGAUGCCGCGCAUGGAGGACUCACCUUCAACAUCGAAGGAUAAUUUUCAAUCUCAUCAUAUGAAUAUAAGGUUAAAAGAUGAUGGGCUAGAAAGUAAUUCUUUUGACGAAAAAUCGAAAUCAUCUUUAUCGACGUCAGAUUUAUCUACUACUGAUUCAUCAUUUACCCGAAUUGAGAUUGUUGUUCCCACUGUUAAUUCACAAACAACAAUAGAUUCUGCCCCAAAAAUUAUUUCAUCUUCUCAACCAGAACCUAAUGGCCUUCUGUCACCCACUUCUAUAUCAGUUGCAAAACAUAUUCCAAAAAGAGAAGAAAGUGGUUAUUUUUCAAUUAAUCAUGGACAAUUAAACGAUUUACCCGAAGAUAAAAUAUCUAAUUCUUCAGUAUAUGGUAAUAAUAGUUCAGGAGGAUUGUUAACACCGCCACCAAUGGGUCAUAUGAUUUCUAAGUCAACCAGUGAUGUAUUUAAUCAUUCAUAUUCAUCGUCACCAGGAAAAAUGAACUAUAUUAAGCAUAAUCCUACAAGGCAUGGAAGUUACGAUAAUCAAAUGGACCCAUCUGUAGGAUUUCCGCUUCAUAAACCAAGUAGUCAAGGAAAGGUGUAUCCACCACAACCAGCACGUCGUGUAAGAUCUGCAACAACGCUAAAUGCAAGUCGUCAAACGAAUGAGGAUUUAGCUAUAAAGUCUAGGUAUCAACAAAAAGAUAGUAAAGGUAGUGAAAUAGAGAUAGCCAAUAAAUUCGGUGGAAACUUAGGAGUAGGAAUACCUAGACAGCGAGCCACAAGUGUUGGCAACGUGCUACGACCUUCAAAAUCAAAACUUUCGCUUGUUGAGGAUACUUCAUCAUCAAUACAUUUGUUACCACCAUCCCCAUCGGCCGCCAAAUUCCUUAACAAUUCAAGUUCAUCUUCUCAAGGAUCACCCACAAGACCAGUAUUUCCCAGUCAAUCAUCAAUAAUAUUAAAUACAGGACCUGAGCUUCGUCCAUUAAAGAUGGAUAAUUAUCGGGGUACUAGUGAAGUUUAUGAGGACUUAACAAAAACUACUGAUGAUCUUUUACAAUGGAUGACACUUUUGGAAGCUGGUAUUAAUCAGCUUAUGACAAGAUUUUGA
Messenger RNA from Cetraspora pellucida, 2502 nucleotides. Lineage: Eukaryota; Fungi; Glomeromycota; Glomeromycetes; Diversisporales; Gigasporaceae. The record is from the annotation of a GenBank genome assembly.